GAUUAAUCUUGUGCUUGUGCGAUCUUGCGUGUUAAUGUCUACCUAUUUUGCCAUAUCAAUCAGCGAGGAACUUAAUUUCGUGGCAUCCAAGUGAAUUUACGAUAAUUUCGCAGUCUUAUACUGAUAAUUUUUGGCCUAAAAGAGAAGUGCCUGAUGAUGGAAUCUCUCCGAGAUGAUGAUGAUGACGGGAUUUCGACAAACUACGAUUAUAGCCAGGAAAACCCGUCAGAAUUGGAUGAAUCACUGUCUGAGGAACCAGUCUCCAACAACAAUACUCUUACAGUUCUUUGUAUUUUAUUCGUUACCUUAUUUGAACGUCUGGCAUUCUAUGGGGUGGCUGCAAAUCUGGUACUCUACUGUGAGGACGUUCGUAAGCUUUCCUCGCCAUUAUCCAGCAUAAUCGCCUUGGCAUUUCAAGGAACAUGUUUCUUUACUCCUAUAAUCGGCGGUUGGCUAGGAGACAUAACCGCUGGGCGAUACAACACCAUAUAUGGAAGCUUGUUGGCUUACAUUGUCGGCACCGUUACACUUACGGUUAUUACAUACAAAAAACCUUCAGGGCAUCAUGUCUUUGAAGGCUUAUAUGGAACGUUACUUUUGGUUGUGUCCCUUGUCGUUAUUGCCUUUGCAGUAGGAGGAGUCAAGGCAAAUUUGUCCCUGAUGGGAGCAGACCAAGUGAAGAGGAAAGGGCAAAGGAUGGUGCAAAGAUUUUUUGUUUGGUUUUACUGGUUCAUACAGGUUGGCUCGUUGCUGGCCUUCACAGUUGUAGUAUACGUCCAACAAAACGUGAUCUAUUUCUUUGGUUACUUAAUUACUGUAGUUUCAAUAACGUGUGGAACUAUGGUAGUGGUGAUAGGGAGAAACCGUUAUCUAGUGUAUCCCCCACGAAAAAGCGCUCUAAUGGAUGCUCGACAUAUUCUUGCAGUUGGUAUCAAAAACAAGCUCUUCUGCAAAAGAAAUCCACACUGGACUCACUGGCUCGACGGUGCUAAGGACACCAUGGGUGGUACCUUCUCUGAAGAGAUGGUAGAAGUUGUCAAGUCCAUAGUUCAUUUGUGUCCAAUAUUACUCACAUUUAUCUUCUACUGGACAAUAUACGGCCAGGGUUCUACCGCGUUUCUAUUGCAAGGCUCUUACAUGAAGUUGGAUAUCAUUAAUUCGUUUCCAUUUCCUGUGGCGUCACUGGCCAUAUUUGAAAUUGUGACUGUUCUAGUUUUGAUCCCCCUUAUUGAUCGAGUUGUCUACCCAGGCCUCCGUCGCGUUGGCUUCAAUUUCACUCCUCUACGCAGAAUCGGCGUUGGAUUGAUUUUUGCUGCUGGUUCUGUGGCCUUGGCAGGAUUUAUCGAAAUUGAGCGGAAAGAAAAAUUUGGAAGGGUGACACAAAUUGUUUUCAAUAGAACUGUAAAUGCAUCAAAUAUGAGUGUGUUUUAUCAAGUGCCACAGUAUAUCCUACAAGGAACAAGUGAAGCUUUGGUAUCCACUACAGGUCUUGAAUUUGCCUAUGCCCAGUCUCCAACAGAGUUGCGUGGCUUGGUAAUGGGCGUGUGCUGGGCAAUGAUUGGCCUGGGUUACUACGUAGCGAGUUUGCUGGUGUCAAUCGUCAAACACGCUUCUCACAACAAGUGGUAUCCGAAUGACCUCAAUAAUGGCACACUUGAAUACUACAUGUUUUUAUUGGCUGGGCUUAUGUUAAUAAACUUGGCAGUUUUCCUGUAUUUAGCAGUGAGGUAUCGGUAUGUCGACCAUGGAGAAGGGCCUGAAAAUGAUGGCUACCGCGUCCCUGUUUUUACCAGAGUUUUAUCACUCGCGACAGCUGUAAAAGUGGAGACUGACGUCUGCCCUCAAUUACUGGUUCGGUGAUCGUAUACGAAUGUGUAAGAAAAUAUGUUGUCUGUUUGGGAAAACAAAUGUAAUUUGAGACUAUCUGAUCAUGUAGUGAUCUGUAAUCUGUAGGGGAUAAAGUUUUGCAUAUCUAAGCAUGCAGUAUCUCGAUCUUCAUGGAGCAAUCAACGUAAGGAGUACGGUCAACUCUCUCGUUAUGGCGUAUCCUAAGCUCGUUCCCAGAUCCCUUGUGUAACUGUACAGAAAUGUAGGCCGUAAAAG
Messenger RNA from Pocillopora verrucosa, 2103 nucleotides. Its product is annotated as solute carrier family 15 member 4. Gene Ontology annotation, cellular component: membrane. The record is from RefSeq and is a predicted model, not a curated record. Gene Ontology annotation, molecular function: transmembrane transporter activity. Gene Ontology annotation, biological process: transmembrane transport. NCBI's taxonomy places the organism in Eukaryota, Metazoa, Cnidaria, Anthozoa, Scleractinia, Pocilloporidae.